This is a messenger RNA of Fraxinus pennsylvanica, 1821 nucleotides long. NCBI's taxonomy places the organism in Eukaryota, Viridiplantae, Streptophyta, Magnoliopsida, Lamiales, Oleaceae. The record is from the annotation of a GenBank genome assembly.
AUGGCAUCAGCCGUUUUGGCGAGUCAGAAUGAAGGCUAUUGGGGCGAAAGAAAUGUUUACAUGAAGAAAUAUAAUAGUACUACACCUCCUCUCACCACCCGGUUGAAUCCAAACCAUAUUAUCAAUCCGAUUCUAACCCCAAUUCCAAACCCUAAACCUAACCCUAGUUUCAGACAGAUCCAUGAACCCUCACCUAGAGCUCAUUUCCGACAUACCAAUGAUCCAUCUACGAGGCCAGUUCUGCCGCUGGUUUCCUCAGAUAAACAGCCAGCGUACACGUAUAAGCCUAUUUCUGUCCAAGGCGAGUAUAUGAUGUACAAUUUGAAUGAGUUUUCUAGAAGAGAGAAGAAAGGGCUCAAAAAGCGCUUGUUCUCGGAUCUAGAUCGGGUCAGGAACCUUUUGAACCGGAUUGAGUCUCGAGACCAUGGGGUUCGUCCCAGUAUCCCCUUUUGGCCAACUAUUGUUCAACCAAAUUCGCUUGCAGUGGAGGUUCCGACUCAGAAGCAGACAAUGAAAACCACCGGGAAGAACAAUGGCAAGAAGCAUUUGGGGAAGAGGCGAGGAGCAGGGGCACACUCAUAUCCCUAUGACAGAAAGCCAAAGCGGCCUUUUGUGGUUUCUAACUUAUCAAUGAACAAGGUUCAUAGUAGCAUGAUGAAGAGGUGUCGUCAGAUUUUGACGAAAUUGAUGAAGCACAAACAUGGCUGGGUUUUCAAUACUCCCGUUGAUGUCAAGGGUUUAGGGCUUCACGAUUACUAUCUAAUUAUCAAGAGUCCGAUGGACCUUGGUACUGUGAAAUUUCGGCUGGAAAAGAAUGAGUAUGAAAGCUCUCUGGAUUUUGCAGCUGAUGUGAGGCAGACUUUCAACAAUGCUAUGAUCUACAAUCCUAAAGGGCAAGAUGUGCACAUCAUGGCAGAGACUUUACUCAGCCUGUUUGAAGAGAUGUUUAAUCAAGCGUGUAAGAAGUAUGAAGCUGACCAGAGGAAAGUCAAUGUUGCAACAGAGGCAGCUGCUGCAGCAGAGCAAUUGAAUCAUCCAAAAAAAAUUGCUGAAUCAGAACAUCUUCCAUUGCAGACAAGUUUGGAUGAACCAAUAUUGAUGGCUAGAACAUCUGAUGAUAUAAUGCGGCCACAAUUGAACUUACCGGCUGAGGUGCAGAAUAUUAAGUCACCUGUUUCGGUGUCUCCUUCUCUGCAACCAAUAACUAGGUCAGGGAAGUUGCCGAAGCCAAAAGCAAAGGAUCCCUACAAGAGGGAUAUGACUUCUGAGGAGAAGCAAGAGUUGGGGGCUGUCUUACAGGAGUUGCCUUCUGAGAAACUGGAUCAAAUGAUUGAAAUUGUGAAAAAGAGGACUUCAAAUUUGCUACAGGAGGGUGAUGAGAUUGAGGUUGAUAUUGAGAUUCUAGACAAUGAAACAUUGUGGGAACUGGAUAGGUUUGUAGGAUAUCACAACAAAGCUGUAAGCAAGUUUCAGAGGCAAAUGCUUUUUCAAGAGGUGACUCCUGCAAAACAGAUCCUUGCCCAGGAUUCGCCAAAAGAUGAGCAUGUGGAGACUGAGGGGCAACAAAUGAAGAAAGGGGAUGUGGUUGGGGAGGAGGAUGUUGAUAUCGGAGAGGAGAUUCCUGUAAAUAAUUUCCCCCCUGUGGAGAUUGAGAGGGAUGCUGUUGGUGCAAGUAAUGAAUCGAGCAGUUCUAGUAGCUCCAGUUCUGGCAGUGAUUCCUCCUCUUCCAGUGAUUCAGAUUCCGAGAGUUCUUCCAGGAGUGAUUCUGAUGAGGAUAGUGUACAGUCACCUUUUGUUGUAAACAAGGAUAACCCAUGCUAA